Messenger RNA from Pelodiscus sinensis (Chinese soft-shelled turtle), 1717 nucleotides. RefSeq names its product putative lysosomal acid lipase/cholesteryl ester hydrolase. The record is from RefSeq and is a predicted model, not a curated record. Gene Ontology annotation, molecular function: hydrolase activity, acting on ester bonds. NCBI's taxonomy places the organism in Eukaryota, Metazoa, Chordata, Testudines, Trionychidae.
GGCAUUUAAUCACACAAUAAAUAUGGUUUUAGUCAUCAUCUGUGUUUACUGAUAUGCACCUACUUUAAUGAUGUGACAUUAAAGGUACUGUGCCUCUGUCACCUCCUGCUUCUCUGAACAUUGGUGUUGACUGUACCGCCACCAUUCAAGCAUCCAAAUCCCAGCCGAUACAGAGAGUGGAUUCUGAAACAAGAUGUGGUGGUUUAUUGCAUUAGCCUGUCUAAUACAAACCUUUACAAGUUCAGAAGAACUCAUCAAGAAGAAAAGAGGAAUGAAUCCUGAAACAUUUAUGAAUGUUAGUCAGUUGAUCUGCUACAAAGGAUAUCCAAGUGAGGAGUAUGAAGUUUUGACAGAGGAUGGCUAUUACUUGAGAAUAAACAGAAUUCCGUAUGGAAGAGAGAAACCUACAGACAGAGGUCCAAAGCCAGCCGUCCUUCUCCAGCAUGGAUUGUUUGCUGAAGGUAGCAACUGGGUCGAAAAUUUGGCCAACAACAGCCUGGGCUUCAUGCUAGCAGAUGCAGGCUAUGAUGUUUGGAUAGGAAACAGCAGAGGGACUACGUGGUCACGAAGACACCAGAAAUUUUCAGUUGACCAAGAGGAAUUUUGGGAUUUCAGUUUUCAUGAAAUGGGCAUAUAUGACCUUCAAGCCAUGAUAAACUUCAUUCUCCAGGAAACUGGACUGAAGCAACUCUAUUAUGUUGGCUACUCUCAGGGUGGCACUAUAGCUUUAAUAGCAUUUUCCUCCAUGCCACAGCUAGCACAGAAAGUCAAAAUGUUUUUUGCCUUGUCUCCUGCUGCCACCAUUGCACAUGUCAAAAGCCCAAUAGUGAAACUGUUACGAAUUCCUGAAGAAACAUUAAAGGCUAUUCUAGGCAAAAAAGAUUUCUGCCUUUGGGGCAAGACUAUGAAGGAGAUUACUGCUAAAAUAUGUUGCUAUGAAUUACCUAAUAGACUUUGUGCCAAUUUGUUUUUCUUUGCGGGUGGAUUCAAUCAGAAAAACUUGAAUAUGAGUCGUUUGGAUGUAUACACAGACCACUUUCCAGAUGGAACAUCUGCUAAAAAUGUAAUACACUGGGCCCAGGCAGUUAAAUCAGGAGAAUUCAAAUAUUUUGACUAUGGCAGUGAGAACCAAGCAAAGUACAACCAGUCUGUCCCUCCCUUCUAUAAGAUAGAAGAUAUGACUGUGCCCACUGCAGUAUGGUCCGGUGGAGAGGACUGGGUUGUAGACUCAAAGGAUAUUGACAUGUUACUCCCUCGAAUUACUAACCUGAUUUACCACAAGCAUGUUUCUGACUGGAACCACUGGGAUUUCAUAUGGGGUCUUGAUGCAGCCAAGCGUGUGUACAGUGAAAUUAUUGAAAUGAUGGAAAAAUAUCUAUAAAGUCACAGAGCAUAGUUAGAUAAUUAAUUAGCUAAUUGAGAUUUAUUGAAAUCUACUUUCUGUAUAUGUGGCAAUAGACUGCUUUUCUACUUGCUAUUUUGUAAGUCAAUCAUGGCACUUAUAGAGGGAGGGGGAUUUAAUGAGACUGGAUUAAAUAUUUAUUUUUAUUUUGGUGAUGGUACCAAUUUUUCCUCAUCUUCCUUUCAAAAUACAGGGACCAGAAAUCCUUUACUCAGAAAAUUGUAUUUCUCAAAGAAAAUGCUGCUGAAAUAAAAACUAAAAUCUUACCAUACACAUAACAUAUGGGUGACAGAAUAUGCUUCCAUGUCUUAAAAC